Salarias fasciatus (jewelled blenny) is the source of this 2496-nucleotide messenger RNA. RefSeq names its product GTPase activating protein (SH3 domain) binding protein 1 (gene g3bp1). Lineage: Eukaryota; Metazoa; Chordata; Actinopteri; Blenniiformes; Blenniidae. Gene Ontology annotation, cellular component: cytosol; ribonucleoprotein complex. Gene Ontology annotation, molecular function: mRNA binding. The record is from RefSeq and is a predicted model, not a curated record. The coding region runs from base 136 to 1719 and encodes 527 amino acids. The transcript has 11 exons.
CGGGACGUGGCGCUCGGUACCGGAGCAGUACUCGUGCACGUUGUGGCGGAGCCGCUGAUUCAAGGAGAAGAAACCGUCGUUUGUACCGCGUGUCUCUAACACCAGCUCCUCCGAGAUUUCCAGGUGACCAAAGAAAUGGUGAUGGAGAAGCCAAGUGCCCAGCUGGUCGGGCGAGAGUUUGUCCGACAGUACUACACACUCCUGAACCAGGCUCCUGACUACCUGCACAGGUUCUACGGGAAGAACUCGUCCUACGUGCACGGAGGUCUGGAUGGCAACGGCAAACCGGUGGAGGCUGUUUAUGGACAGUCGGAGAUCCACAAGCGUGUGAUGGCCCUGAGCUUCAGAGACUGUCACACCAAGAUCCGACACGUGGACGCUCACGCCACGCUGAACGAGGGCGUGGUGGUGCAGGUGAUGGGCGAGCUGUCCAACAACAUGCAGCCCAUGAGGAAGUUCAUGCAGACCUUCGUGCUGGCGCCUGAGGGAACGGUCGCCAACAAGUUCUACGUCCACAACGACGUGUUUCGCUACCAGGACGAGGUGUUCGGGGACUCCGACUCCGAACCCCCCGAAGAGUCUGAGGAUGAGGUGGAGGAGCUGGAGGACAGGGUCCCGUCUCCCGACGCCGCUGCAGAGGACUCGGCUCCUUUCUACGAGCCCGCAGCCAGCUCGGAGCCGGCGGUUCCCGGGGACGAGGAGGAGGUGGCGGUGAGCCCUGAGCCGGAGCCGGAGGCGGAGAAGGACGGCGAGGCGUCCGCCGAGCUGAAAGCAGAGGCCGUGGUGGACGCGCCCGCCGACACACAGACCGCCGAGGACCAGACAGAGAAAAGCCCCGCCUCCUCUGCAGCCCCGCCCACCACAGAGGCCACACCCACACCCUCCGAGCCCGCCCAGGAGGAGAACAGGCCGUUCUCCUGGGCGUCGGUCACCUCCAAGAACCUCCCCCCCAGCGGCCCCGCCCCCGUCUCAGGACUCUCCCCACACGUCGUCAAAGCCACGCCCACGGCGCCGCCCCGGGUGGAGGUGAAGUCCGAGUCCCAGACGGCAGCGCAGAGGCCACAGAGAGACCCGAGACCCAGAGAACAGAGGCCAGGAGGCCCGCCGCUGGUGCACAGAGGACCCAGACCAGGUACACACACACACACACACACACACACACGCACACACACACACACCCCUGCAGGUCAGAGCUGUGUGUGUGUGCUCACUGCUUCGUUGCUGCCUCCAGGCCGGGAGGGCGAGCCGGGCGAGUCGGAGGGCCGCAGGGUGGUCCGCUACCCCGACGCCCACCAGCUGUUCGUGGGAAACGUCCCGCACGACGUGGACAAGAGCGAGCUGAAGGAGUUCUUUGAGCAGUACGGCACCGUGCUGGAGCUCCGGAUCAACAGCGGAGGGAAGCUGCCCAACUUCGGCUUCGUGGUGUUUGACGACUCGGAGCCCGUCCAGAAGAUCCUCAGCAACAGGCCAAUCAAGUUCCGAGGCGACGUCCGCCUGAACGUGGAGGAGAAGAAGACCCGGUCGGCCCGCGAGGGCGACAGGCGGGACCCGAGGCCCCGCGGCGGCCCCAGCGGCCCCGGCGGACCCCGGGAGCGAGGGGUGGGCGGCGGCGGGCCCCGCGGUCCCCCCACCCGCGGAGGCAUGGCACAGAAACCCAGCUUCGGAUCCGGGCGGGGCGCCGGGCCCAACGAGGGCCGCUACUCGGCGCCGCGCCAGUGAGGGCCCGGGGGGCCCCGAAGCCCAAGUCGGUGCCCGUGUGAGCCGCAGCAGCUGAUUGGACGAGGGUCGGCGAGGAGGAAGAGCCGGCGGGACGUCCGGGCGCCACCCCCAAACGAUAAAGUCAUAGUUAAUAUUAAUGGUUUAACGACCCGCCUCCUCCUCCCGACCGUCUCCCAGCCGUUUCCAUGGCAACUGUCCCAGGUUACAGCCGCUCCUCUUCGUCCUCUCCAUCCUCCUCCUCUGUCACAGGUUUUAUCUGGACUUUUGUCUUCUUUUUGUCGUUUUUCAUGCCGAACUUGAAUUUACUAGGAAAACGAGUGGAAACACGCCGACACAGCAGAGAAAAAGGGUGAAAACUACUUGAAUCGGGGCUGAACACCCACCGUUGAGGUUGUUUCUUUUUUUUUUUUUUUUUUUUCUGUUUUUUUUUUUUUCGCGUUCUCUCUCCCUGUUUCUUAAAGGAACGUGUACUUUACUGCUUGGGCAAUCCUGUGUAUUGCUGCGCUCGAUCAGUCUUCUGGUUUUUAUGGGAUCCGGUCCGGAGCCGAGCCGUAGUGGUUUUAUUUGUGUGAAUGGAGCAUGUUUCCACAGCGUGUCUCAGACCUGACGAGUCAUCAUGUUUCAAAGUGAGAGAACUAAAUUAAAGUGAUUUACUGUUUUAACCCCUGUCUGCUUCCUUCCUCCGGAGCUGUUGUCAUUUGUUUUUGAACAAAUCUUGGAAAAAAUACUCAACACUCAAAAACUGAAACACAUUUGAAGUCUAAUAAAACUAAACUA